AUGGGUUCUCGAUUUCCUUCCCAUCAGCUCAGCAAUGGCCUAUAUGUUUCUGGGCGCCCUGAGCAGCCAAAGGAGAAACCUAUGAUAAUCAGCUCCGCAGCUAUGCCCUACACUGGGGGAGAUAUUAAAAAGUCUGGAGAACUUGGGAAGAUGUUUGACAUCCCUACAGACGGCUCAAAGUCAAGGAAGUCUGGGCAGCUAGCAAAUGCUCCUUCAAGAACAGGGUCAUUUGGAGGUGCCGCUUCGCACUCAGGCCCUAUCAAUUCAAAUUCUACAGGCCGGUAUCUGUCUGGACCCAUUUCAUCUGCGGUAGGCCCUGUGUCGGGUCCAAGCAGGCAGAAGUCCAAUUCUGGACCUCUAAACAAGCAUGGGGAACCUCUCAAGAAAUCAUCUGGUCCCCAGUCUGGAGUGGCAACACCAAUGGCUCGCCAAAACUCUGGUCCUCAGGCACCUGCUCUUCCUACAACUGGUCUCAUCACCUCUGGGCCGAUUUCUUCCGGGCCACUCAACUCAUCUGGCAUGCCACGGAAGCUCUCUGGUCCACAGGAUUGUACGGGAUCAGCAAAGCUACAUAAUGUGUCAAUUUCUCAUAACCAGGCGGUCACCAAUCUGAGCCAGGUGGAAGAGUACUCGUUCAAGAGUAGCAUCCCAAGAGUGACGUUAUAUGCUGUGAUUCUCCUUUUUGUGAUGGGUUUCAUAGCGGGAGGUUUCAUUCUUGCGGCUGUGCACAAUGCAAUUCUUCUGAUCGUUGUCGUAGUCCUCUUCAGUUUUGUUGCUGCACUCUUCACGUGGAAUUCUUGUUUGGGAAGAAGCGCCAUCAUUGGCUUCGUUGGUCGCUACCCUGAUGCUGAGCUUAGGAGUGCAAAGGAUGGCCAGUACGUUAAAGUAACAGGGGUACGUAAUUUGACUGAUAUUUUUACGUUACUGUUAUAUUUUUUUCCUCCUCCUGAAUACCUUCGAAAUAUCUCCCCUGAGCAUUCUUUUUUAAAAAAAUUGCUCCUCAACAGUUUCUAGGAAAUUUCUUCGUCAGAUAAACUUGUUUUUUUUUUUCCCCUGUUCACAUCAAAGUAUCUCCUUUGCUCGAACCUACGCGACUGUAGUUUCGGAUCCAUCUGGGCAUCUGCGUUUUUUUUCUAUGUUUCCUCAGCUGCUAUUAAAAUUCUCUCUUCACUCUUUGCUUGAGUGAGAACUAUUCGAAUCUAUGUUUCCUUUCAAGAGAUUGUGCUCAUCAUUUGAGAUGAUUUUGAGCUGCGUGGCUCCCUUCCGGACGAUGCUGUGCAUGAGACCCUGCCAUUAUCAGUGUUCAGGACAUUUUAUGUUCAUUUAAAGCAACAGCCUCUCCUGGCACUCUCUUACAAGCUUUGAAGCCGGUGAUUCUUUUUGACUUUCUCUAGGUGGUCACCUGUGGAAACGUUCCUCUUGAGUCGUCGUUUCAGAGAGUUCCCAGAUGCGUGUACACAUCCACAAGCUUGUAUGAGUACAGAGGAUGGGAAUCAAAAGCAGCUAAUACAACGCAUCGCCGUUUCACAUGGGGACUCAGAUCAGUGGAGGUCAGUCUUGUUUCCCGCUGCUUCGCCAGUAGAGCAGCUCGAACCAUGUGGGCUGGGUCUGGCGCGAUUUAUUCUAUCUUUCUUCUGCUGCCGAUCUCAUGAGUCCAGACCAUGUUUUUAUUCAAUGGAGCAGCUUUUCCAUGAAGAAAUGUGCGUUUUAAAUGUGUUGACCAAGAAAUUCCUCUACUUUCUGUAAAAUGCAUGGGGAAUUGCCGCCCAUCAUCAUCAUCAUCAUCAUCAUCAUCAUCAUCAUUAUUGUUAUUGUUAUUAUUAUUAUUGUGCAUUUUUCUUUUUUUUCUUUUUUUUUGGGGGGGGGAGCAAGAUGAUAAGAAUCCUAACACAGAUGUUGACCCUUCGUGUUUUCCUUUUCUGUUUAAUUUUGACUGCUAAUUUUGUUUCUUUGCGCCUGCAUUACCCUCCGUCAUUGGCCUCAUUCAAUAUCUGUAUAUAUCGCUGAGACAUCAAUCAUUCCUUGGGUAGAAAAACUCUUCAUGCUGUCGUGUGUUUACUAUGCAGAGGCACGUGGUUGACUUCUACAUCUCAGAUUUUCAGUCCGGCUUAAGGGCCUUGGUCAAAACAGGCUACGGGGCCAGGGUGACUCCCUAUGUGGACGAAUCCAUCACCAUCGACAUCAAUCCGGGAAACAAAGGUCUGUCGCCGAACUUCCUCAGGUGGUUGGCGGAGAGAAACCUCUCAAGCGACGAUCGAAUCAUGCGCAUGAAAGAGGGGUAACGGGAUUUCCUCUCAGAGAUCUAUCCAGUCAUUGAAGAAAAAAAAAUAAAAAAUCCUGCUUGCUGUUUUUUUUUCCAGAAGCAUGGGUUCGAUCACAUCUGGUUCAUAGAUCAUAAUUUUUUCAAUCCUUUUUUAGGUCUUCCUCUUUCUUUUGAUGGGUUUUGAUGGGAUUUCCUCUCAGAGAUCUAUCCAGCCAUUGAAGGAAAAAGAAAACCCUGCUAGCUGUUUUUUUUUCCCUACCCGAUUCUGGAAAAGUUUCUAACAUGGGUUCGAUCACAUCUGGUUCAUAGCUCAUAAUUUUUUCAAACCCUUUUUAGUUCUUCCUCUUUCUUUUGAUGGGUUUUGAUGGGAUUUUUGCCCUCCGAGAUAAUAUUUGAUGUUAUCAGAAGUCAAACUAUGCAUUAUUUCUUAUUUCUUUUGAUGGGUUUUGAUGGGUUUUUUGGCCCUCCGAUAUAAUAUUUGAUAUGAUCAGAAGUCAAACUUUGCAUUAUUUCUUAUUUCUUUUGACGGGUUUUGAUGGGUUUUUUUGCCCUCCGAGAUAAUAUUCGAUAUGAUCAGAAGUUAAACUUUGCAUGAUUUGUUAUGAAGUGGAGGGGAUAAUCUAGGUAUUGAUUGCAGGUACAUCAAGGAGGGCAGCACGGUGAGCGUGAUGGGAGUCGUCCAGAGGAACGAGAACGUGCUGAUGAUCGUCCCACCUGCGGAGCCCGUCUCCACGGGGUGCCGGUGGGCCCGUUGCUUCCUCCCUGCCAGCCUCGACGGCAUCGUCCUCCGCUGCGAGGACUCCUCCAAGACCGACGUUAUCCCUGUCUAG
This is a messenger RNA of Spirodela intermedia, 3093 nucleotides long. The record is from the annotation of a GenBank genome assembly. Lineage: Eukaryota; Viridiplantae; Streptophyta; Magnoliopsida; Alismatales; Araceae.